GUCAGAGCAAUCGGCUGCCAUACUUCAUCAAUUAUUUCUUCGACACCUACCUGCUGAUCAAUGAGGAUACUCCUGUGGGUUCCUCAGUGACUCAGCUUCUGGCCCGGGAUCUGGACAACGAUCCGUUGGUCUUCGGUGUGGUCGGGGAGGAGGCCAGUCGGUUCUUCGCCGUGGAGAGCGUGACCGGUGUUGUCUGGCUCCGGCAGCCCUUGGACAGAGAGACGAAGUCGGAAUUCACGGUUGAGUUUUCUGUCAGUGACAGCCAAGGGGUGAUCAAAGGGACAGUUAACAUCCAAGUAGGAGACGUGAACGACAACGCCCCGCGGUUCCACAACCAGCCCUACAGCGUCCGCAUCCCCGAGAACACACCGGUGGGCACUCCGAUUUUCAUAGUCAAUGCCACGGAUCCGGACCAAGGGGCAGGAGGCAGCGUGCUUUACUCCUUCCAGCCUCCUUCCAACUUCUUCGCCAUCGACAGUGGACGUGGCAUCGUGUCGGUGAUACGGGAGCUGGACUACGAAGUGACUCAGGCGUACCAGCUCCAGGUCAAUGCCACGGACCAAGAUAAAAACAAGCCACUGUCUACUCUGGCCAACCUGGCAAUCACCAUUACGGACGUCCAGGACAUGGACCCCAUCUUCAUCAACCUGCCCUACAGCACGAACAUCUAUGAGAACUCACCUCCGGGUACCACUGUAAGGAUGAUAACGGCGAUCGACCAGGACAAGGGCCGUCCCCGAGGCAUCGGCUACACCAUCGUGUCAGGUAACACCAACAGCAUCUUUGCACUGGACUACAUCAGUGGAGCCUUAACCCUGAAUGGGCCGCUUGACCGGGAAAACCCCUUCUACAGCGCUGGAUUCAUCCUCACGGUGAAGGGCACAGAGCUGAAUGACGACCGCACACCCUCCAACGCCACUGUCACCACCACCUUCCACAUCCUCGUCAUUGACAUCAACGACAACGCGCCCGAGUUCAACAGCUCCGAGUACAGCGUGGCCAUCCCAGAGCUGGCCCAGGUGGGCUUUGCUCUUCCCCUCUUCAUCCAGGUGCAGGACAAAGAUGAGGGACCCAACAGCGUCUUUGAGGUUUACCUGGUGGGCAACAACUCCAACCACUUCAUCAUCUCGCCGACCUCCAUCCAGGGGAAGGCGGACAUCCGCGUCCGUGUGGCCGUGCCGCUAGACUUUGAGACCAUUCCUCGCUACGAGUUUUCGCUCUUUGCGAACGAGAGCAUCCUGGACCACGUUGGCUUUGCGCGUGUGAAGAUUAACCUCAUCAAUGAGAAUGACAACCGCCCUGUUUUCAGCAAGACCCUGUACAAUGUCAGCCUCUUUGAGAACACCACCGUGGGCACCACCGUCCUCCAGGUCCACGCAACUGACAAUGAUGUGGGCACAUACGGGAAAGUCAGUUAUUUUUUCAGCGAUGACCCCGAUCGUUUCUCUCUGGACAAGGACACGGGUGUCAUCCUCCUGACGGCUCGGCUGGACUUCGAGACCACGCAGCGCUACACCCUGACCGUCAUUGCCCAGGAUGGUGGCGGGGAGGAAACGACAGGGCGAGCCCGGAUCAACGUCCUCGACGUCAACGACAAUGUCCCCACCUUCCAGAAGGAAGCAUACCUGGGGGCCCUGCGGGAGAAUGAGCCCUCUGUCACCCAGGUGGUCCGGCUCCGGGCCUCUGACGAGGACUCCCCUCCAAACAACCACAUCACCUACAGCAUCGUGCAAGCAUCAGCCUUCCCCGACUACUUCGACAUCGCGGUGUCGGAAGGGUACGGAGUGAUCAGCGUGAACCAUCCCCUCGACUACGAGCAGGUGGCCAACGGGGUUAUUUACCUCACUGUGAUGGCCAAGGAUGCCGGCAACCCACCGCUCAACAGCACCGUCCCUGUCACCAUCGAGGUGUUUGAUGAAAACGAUAACCCCCCCACGUUCAGCAAGCCCUCCUAUGUUAUAACGGUCAUGGAGGACAUCAUGGCAGGAGCCACGGUACUGUUUCUCAAUGCCACAGACAUGGACCGGUCCAGGGAGUACGGACAGGAGUCCAUCAUCUACUCCCUGGAGGGCUCCUCACAUUUUCGGAUCAACGCUCGCUCAGGGGAAAUCACAACAACGUCCUUGCUGGACCGGGAGGCCAAGUCCGAAUACAUCCUCAUUGUCCGGGCAGUUGAUGGAGGUGUGGGCCACCACCAGAAGACAGGCAUUGCUAUGGUGAACAUCACGCUGCUGGACAUCAACGACAACUACCCCACGUGGAAGGAUGAGCCGUACUUCAUCAACCUGGUGGAAAUGACCCCCCCGAACUCGGACGUCACCACGGUGGUGGCCAUUGACCCAGACCUGGGCGAAAACGGGGCGGUGGUGUACAGCAUCCGGCCCCCCAACAAGUUCUACAGCCUCAAUAGCACCACGGGCAAGAUCCGCACAACCGGUGUCCUCCUGGACCGAGAGAACCCCAAUGCCCAGGAGGCCCAGCUCAUGCGGAGGAUCGUGGUGUCAGUCACCGACUGUGGGAGGCCACCCCUGCGAGCUACCAGCAGCGCCACGGUUUUCGUCAACCUGCUGGACCUCAAUGAUAACGACCCUGCUUUCCAAAACCUGCCCUUUGCUGCCGAGAUCGCCGAGGGCCUUCCCGCUGGCUCCUCUGUCUUCCAGGUGGUGGCCAUCGACCUGGAUGAGGGGCCAAAUGGGCAGGUGACAUACCGCAUGCAGGUGGGGAUGCCUCGCAUGGAUUUCAUCAUCAACGGCACCAGCGGGCUCAUCAUCUCCACUGCCGUGCUGGACAGGGAGAGGAUCGCCGAGUACUACCUGCGGGUGGUGGCCAGCGAUGCUGGCGUGCCCUCCAAGAGCUCCACCAGCACCCUGACCGUCAAAGUUCUGGACGUGAAUGACGAGAACCCUACCUUUUUCCCCGCCGUCUACAACGUGUCACUGCCUGAAAACGUGGCUCGGGAUUUCAAAGUGGUCCGGCUCAACUGCACAGAUGCUGAUGUUGGGCUGAACGCUGAGCUCAGCUACUUCAUCACAGGUGGGAACCAGGAUGGCAAAUUCAGCGUCGGCUUCAGGGAUGGAGUGGUCAGGACAGUUGUGAGUCUGGACAGGGAGACCGUGGCGUCGUACGCGCUGAUCCUGGAGGCCAUUGACAACGGCCCCACAGGGAACCGGCGCACCGGGACUGCCACCGUGUAUGUGACCAUCCUGGAUGUCAAUGACAACCGACCCAUCUUCCUGCAGAGCAGCUACGAAGUCAGCGUCCCUGAGGACAUCCCGGCCGCCAGCAGCAUAGUGCAGGUGAAAGCCACAGAUGCUGAUGAAGGUGUUAACGGGAGAGUGUGGUACAGGAUUGUCAAGGGCAACGAGCACAACCACUUCCGCAUCAACCCCAGCACCGGGCUGGUGAUGCGGGGCGUGCGGCACCUCGACCGGGAGCAGAAUUCUUCUCACGUCCUGGAGGUGGAGGCCUACAACAUGGAGCAGGGACCCAUGAGGAGCUCUGUGCGGGUGAUUGUCUACGUGGAAGAUGUCAACGACGAGGUGCCGGUGUUCACCCAGCGGCAGUACAACCGCCUGGGGCUGCGGGAGACGGCGGGGAUAGGGACUUCGGUGGCAGUGGUCCGGGCCACUGAUCGAGACACAGGGAACGGUGGUCUGGUGAACUACAAAAUCUUGUCGGGUGCUGAAGGGAAGUUUGAGAUCGACGAGAGCACUGGCCUCAUCACCACGAUUGAGUACCUGGACUAUGAGACCAAAACCAGCUACCUGAUGAAUGUCUCUGCCACGGACCAGGCACCCCCCAACAACCAAGGCUUCUGCAGCGUGUACGUCAGCCUGCUGAAUGAGCUGGACGAGGCUGUGCAGUUCUCCAACAGCAGCUACGAGGCCGUGAUCAUGGAGAACAUUCCCCUGGGCUCCGAGGUGCUCCGGGUUCAGGCCCGCUCCAUUGACAACCUCAACCAGAUCACCUACAAGUUUGACCCCAACACCAACGCCCAGGCGCUCUCCCUCUUCAAAAUCAACGGGAUCACCGGUGUGAUCACGGUCAAAGGCCAGGUGGAUAGAGAGAAAGGGGACUUCUAUACCUUGACGGUGGUGGCUGAUGAUGGAGGACCCAAGAUUGAUUCCACGGUGAAGGUGACCAUCACAGUCCUGGACGAGAACGACAACAGCCCCCAGUUCGACAUCACCUCCGACUCGUCCGUGAGCGUGGCGGAGGACAGCGCCGUCGGGAAGCGGGUGGCCGUGGUCCUGGCCCGCGACCCGGAUGCGGGCAGCAACGGGCAGGUGACUUUUUCGCUGACGUCAGGGAACAUUGGCCGGGCUUUCGAGAUCCAUACCACCAACGACACCUACGGGGAGGUGUUUGUGGCACGCCCGCUGGAUCGGGAGCUGCUGGAUCAUUACACUUUACGGAUUCAAGCCUCAGAUGGCGGUGUGCCUCCCCGGAGGAAGGAGCACACCCUGCGAGUGAACAUCCUCGACGUCAAUGACAACCCCCCCAUCAUCGACAGCCGCUUCGGCUACAACGUGAGCGUGAGCGAGAACGUCGGCGGUGGCACGGCGGUGGCUCAGGUACGCGCCACCGACCGGGAUGUCGGCCUCAACAGCGUCCUCUCCUACUACAUCACCCGCGGGAACGAGGACCUGACCUUCCGCAUGGACCGCGUCACCGGCGAGAUCGCCACCCGGCCCUCGCCGCCAGACCGCGAGCGGCAGAGCUUCUACAGCCUGGUGGUCACUGUCGAGGACGAGGGCAACCCCUCCUUGUCGGUGAGCCACCAAAAACGGAGCUUGUCGGGAGCGAGCGGAAGCAGGGAAGAGGCUCGGGGCACAACGUUUUGGUGA
Molecule: messenger RNA, 4847 nt
Organism: Apaloderma vittatum (bar-tailed trogon)
Lineage: Eukaryota; Metazoa; Chordata; Aves; Trogoniformes; Trogonidae
Gene: CDH23
Product: cadherin-related 23
Exons: 35
Biological process (GO): homophilic cell-cell adhesion
Cellular component (GO): cell-cell junction; plasma membrane
Molecular function (GO): calcium ion binding
Source: RefSeq, a predicted model, not a curated record